UCACUACUCGACAACCGGAGAACUUCUGCAGCGGCCGGUGGACAUUCUAACUCACGAAGAAACAGGACGGCUGGGGAUCAGCCUUGUUCAGCUUCGGGCAGAUUCCAAAGAGCGCCCAAGUCAUUGCGAGAUCAUCAUAUCUUUGUUUGCAACAGGCGAGGGAGGGCACUUCUACUGUCCAUUCCCGGGGUGUACAGCAAGGACUACACACCGAUACAAAAUAGCCGAACACUUGAGGAGGAUCCACACCGGACCCCAUUUCUGUCCUGGCUGUGGAACACUGUACGCAAAGUUGCCGGGAUUAAAACGGCAUAUGACAAGAAAAGGACACGUCGCUAGCCAGGAGGACUCCGUUCUUCAAACGUGGCGGGAAAAUGCUGUAAAAGAAUUCCUCUUGUCGACCUGCGAUGUAUUCGCGGCUGAGAUUCAGAAACGUAUGUUGUAAACUUAAUGUUGUUUUUGGCCACAUCCUGGAAUCUGGGUACAAGUGACUUGAUAUAUUAUUACCAGCAGAAGCAAGCAAGCAAGACAACCUUCCUGAUAUUGUCUCCCGUCAGACUUUCGUCGUGGCAAAGCUUGCAAAGUUUAGCGUCAGUCUCGCUGCGGGAGAUUCCUGCCAUGUUCUCGGAAAGAGUAAUUUCAAAGGCAGUCAGAAUGUGAAACCUGAACUCAAGAUCAGUGCAAGAAUACCACAGAAGAGAAAACCACCUGGUAUGGAAGAAGACAGCGAUGACAAGACACCUGUGAAGAAGGUGAGAUCGAACACAGCUAAGAGUGUCCAGUCUCCUGCCAAGGCUGUGGAUAUAGGAGAGGUGGAGAACAGUACAGAGGAGGGGGAGAAAAUGUUUGAAUGGCUCAUCCAUCCUGUCAAGAAGGAAAAGUUCUUCAGUGAACUGUGGGAGAAGAAACCCUUGUUGGUAAAGAGACAUCUGGAGUCUUACAACGAUGGCUGGUUCAGCACAGAAGACCUGACCAAGAUUUUACAUGAAAACGACAUACAGUUUGGGAGGAACCUGGAUGUUACCACGUACGAGGGUGGGCAGAGGGAGACCCACAAUCCCCCGGGGCGAGCUUACCCAGCAGUCGUGUGGGACUACUACCAGAAUGGGUGCUCUGUGAGGCUGUUGAACCCUCAGACCUACUCCCAGGGUGUGUGGAGACUGUGUUCCUCCCUACAGGAGUACUUCAGCAGUAUGGUUGGUGCUAACAUUUACCUGACUCCACCAGGCACCCAGGGUUUUGCUCCUCACUAUGAUGACAUUGAAGCUUUUGUGCUGCAGUUGGAGGGUAAGAAACACUGGAAACUCUACAGCCCCAGGAAUGAUGCCGAAAAGCUGCCAAGAUUUUCCAGUGAUAACUUCAGGCAGGAGGAGAUAGGAGAGGCCAUCCUGGAUGUGACCCUGGAGCCGGGGGAUCUGUUGUACUUCCCCCGGGGUACUAUCCACCAGGCCUCCGCCUUACCAGACACACACUCUCUACACAUCACUGUCUCUACCUGUCAGAGGAACACCUGGGGAGACCUCAUGGAAAAGCUUGUGCCAGCUGCACUGACGAUGGCCUUCAGUGAGGAUGUAGAGUUCAGACAGGCCCUGCCUCGGGACUACCUGGACUACAUGGGGCUGGCUAAUGCAGACCUGGAUGACCCGAGAAGAAAAGCGUUCCUGGGGACUGUCCAGUCUCUGCUGGCCCGGUUGGUCAACUAUGUUCCUGUGGACGCAGGAGUGGACCAGAAGGCUGUGGAGUUUAUGCAUGACUGCCUCCCACCUGUCUUCACUAGGAAGGAGAGGGCCUGCAGUAUCUAUGGGUGCAGAACCAGGCUGGAGAGGGGCAGGGUGGUCGGGUCUGUGGACCUCAAGACUAGCACAUCUGUCAAACUCGUCAGGAAGGGAGCGGCUAGACUUGUAAUGGAGGGUGAGCAGGUGUUCCUGUACCAUGUCCUGGAGAAUGCCAGAGUCUACCACGGGGCGGAGCUACAGCCCAUCGAGAUACCGCCGGAUGCUGCCCCAGCUGUGGAGUACUUGAUGCACUCCUACCCUGCAUAUGUCACUAUUGACAGCUUUCCUUUGGACCUUCAACAGGACAAGGUUGACCUGGCCAUGUUGAUGUUUGAGAAGGGGAUCAUCAUUGCCCAAGAACCAGUCUCUGUUGACAACUGAACUUUUAACCUUUCUCUGAAAUAAAGUAGCAUCAGGAUGUCAGAGGUCAAACACACAUACAUGUACUUAAACUCUGUCAUUUUUGGCAUGCGUUUUCUUGCUGAACUAUUUAUUUAAUAUACCUAAUCAUUGUUGAGAAUUGUAUCGAAUGACUGCAAGCUAGGUUCCAAAGCUAGUCAAGUAGAACAAAUUUUGUAAUGAACUGCAUAGUGUUUGUGUUCUUAGUGCCAAAUAAAAUACUACUUUUCUCAAUACUUAAUAAAUAGUAUGUCCUAAUAUUGACAUUGUCCCAACAUUUCAACUUCAAACAAGUUACAUGUAGUUAAAAGAGAUAAUAUUAUGGACCACGUAUCACUUCAUUAAUUAUUUUCAACUUUUAUGACGUACCUUGCAAUUCUAGUAAUACCCUUGUAGUGUUAUUGUUUCAUGUAAAACGUAUCUGUGCCCCAAUGUUGUGUUUCUUUCUAGUGUGCUACAUGUAUUUAGGAUGAAUUGUUGCAGAAAU
Branchiostoma belcheri (Belcher's lancelet) is the source of this 2661-nucleotide messenger RNA. RefSeq names its product bifunctional lysine-specific demethylase and histidyl-hydroxylase NO66. NCBI's taxonomy places the organism in Eukaryota, Metazoa, Chordata, Leptocardii, Amphioxiformes, Branchiostomatidae. Gene Ontology annotation, cellular component: nucleolus. The transcript has 15 exons. Bases 714 to 2156 code for a protein of 480 amino acids. The record is from RefSeq and is a predicted model, not a curated record. Gene Ontology annotation, molecular function: histone H3K36 demethylase activity; histone H3K4 demethylase activity.